Manis javanica (Malayan pangolin) is the source of this 1023-nucleotide messenger RNA. NCBI's taxonomy places the organism in Eukaryota, Metazoa, Chordata, Mammalia, Pholidota, Manidae. The record is from RefSeq and is a predicted model, not a curated record.
AUGGAAAUGCCUCCUUUAAGUGAGAAGACCACAUUUGUGGUAGUGCAGACAGUGAGUUUUAAGAAUGAAGAACUACUGAAGUACAUGCUCACCAUGGGAGUAGAUAUUGACAUGGCAAAGAAAAGACAGCCUGGAGUUUUUAAUGGGACAAGUACUAGGGAGCAGUAUGUGAAGAUGUCCCUUCUGUCUGAAGGAGCUAGCAAAAAAAUGAUUGCUAGGAUCAUGUCAAGAUAUCCACGAGCCAUAACCACACCUGAAAGUCUUUCAAAAUGGUGGGAUCUGUGGAGAAGAGUUGUGACAUCACCUGAAAUUGUCAGUAUUUUGAAACAUUCUCCUGACUCCUUUGUUUGGUUCAAUAACAAACUAAACUUAGAGAAUAAUAUAAAGUUCUCUACUCAGUUCCUCCUUUACUCAGUUGGAUUGACCCUUAAAGUGCCUUGUGGAUUGUUGACCAAUGCCCCAUGUUCCUUCUCCUACAGUCUUGAUCUGAAUAAGCAGAUGAUUGAACUUUUCGAGGGAGUCUCUUUGUCAUGACUUGACAAUGAACCCCCAGAUUUUGUCAAGAAAAUACUUAAAAAAAAUCCUUACAUCUUAAUUCAGAGCACCAAAUGGGUAAAAAUUAACAGUGAGUUUUUAUAGUCAACUUUCAACUUGAACAAUGAGGAGCUGCUCGUUCUGAUAGGUGGUCCAGGAGCUGAACUCGCAGACCUUUCCAAUGACUAUGUCAGAAGAAGCUACACAAGUAUCAAAGAGAAGCUGUUUUCUCUUGGGUGUAGUAAAGAAGAGGUACAGAAGCAUAUUUUGAGUUAUCCAGAUAGGAUCUUCUUGGGAAAGAAAAAGUUUAACAAUAAAAUAGACUGCCUCGUAGAGGAAAAAAUUAGCAUGUCACAAAUAAUUGAAAAUCUAAGGAUUUUCAAUUCAAGCAUAAAUACUUUUAAAAGUUGAAUCAAAGAACUAGUAAAAGCUGGGUAUAACUUUAGUACUUCAAACCUGGCUCUUUUUAUCUCAAGUCAAAAAAGAUAA